Messenger RNA from Dunckerocampus dactyliophorus (ringed pipefish), 2707 nucleotides. RefSeq names its product TIR domain containing adaptor molecule 1 (gene ticam1). Bases 340 to 2016 code for a protein of 558 amino acids. Gene Ontology annotation, biological process: TRIF-dependent toll-like receptor signaling pathway; lipopolysaccharide-mediated signaling pathway; positive regulation of cytokine production involved in inflammatory response. NCBI's taxonomy places the organism in Eukaryota, Metazoa, Chordata, Actinopteri, Syngnathiformes, Syngnathidae. Gene Ontology annotation, molecular function: protein kinase binding. The transcript is spliced from 2 exons. The record is from RefSeq and is a predicted model, not a curated record.
GAUGACAUGAGAGUCCAUUGGUGCGGCUGCUAGCAAACUACAGUUAAACUAGUAAAAAGUAGCCUCUCCUCCAGAGGUUUGUUCUGUAAAUAUUUUUUUACAUGAGAAUCAAAAAGAAGUUUCCUGAGCAGAAGAGAGAGGCUGUCUAAACUAAGCUGAGUCGAGGCAAUGUGGGGGACUUCCUGAUUUAAGCUGGAAGCACAGGCUAAAGUCAGCCACUAUCAUGGCUUCAAGAACUCUUUGCCAGUGGGGACCAGCCUGAUUUGGAAAUUACACACCACCUUUAACAACAUACAGGGAAGCGUAUUAUGUUGCACAGUUGCUACCAAAAAAUUUAAAAUGAAUCAGAAGGCGGUAUCUGACAGUACAGGCCUGAGGGAUGUCUUUGACAUACUCGUCAGCGUCCCACCGGAGCAAGUCUUGAGCCUGACAUUCCAGCUUGGGGAGUCUCCUGAAGAUAAUAUCAUACAUGCCUUGUGUCUGAUUAUUCUCCGUAAAGAGGAGCAAGCCCUGGACAAACUUGGCCGACUGGGGGACCAUGACCUCGCCAAGCAUCUUUGUGAACUAUGGAUGAAGAGCCAGGGUAGAUUAGAAGACUUUGCGGACCACUGUGGUGAAUCCGGCCACUUACCAGGAGAAUCUUUGGCAGCGUUGGCUCGUGUUUUUAAAAUUCUGUUCAACCACAGAUUGUGUGAUCAGCUUUUAAGGAAUCUUGCCUACAAGAGGGCCCUUUCCAGUGACGGUCCAAAAACAAGAGAGGGUGAGGAUCUGUUAUAUGAUCCGUUCAGAGAGGAAGCUAAAGCUGUGUGUGGGCCACAGCUUGCUUUGUGGAUGUGCCCCUCCAGGGAUCUCAAAUCAGGCUCUUAUCAUGAUGCCCCUAACAGCCUGGUUGAAGGUGUUACAAACCAGGUCAGAUGCUUUCCCAGCACACUGCAGUCAAGCUGCUCUGAGCCUUCUUUUCCCACACAUCUGGAGAUCAGCCUGCCCCCGACAGUCCUUUACGAGGAGGACAAAAUGACUCCAGAAGCACCAGGAAACCCUGAACAAAGCCUUAUUACGCCUGCUGUGAGCGACAACAAUUCUCCUGAGGAAGCUCAAUUCUCGUCUGUGUUGUCGCAGCCAAGAUGCAGUGACCUACCUGGCUGUGAAAACUCAAAGAUGGAUGUAGCAUCUCAAAGUGAGCACAGAAAGCAUAAGGAUUUCACCAAGAAAGAACCUCUGAACCAAAGCACCACAACAACCAUGGUGCCUUCCCUGGCUUCUGCAACAAACAACAUUCUACCCAAGAGCACUGUUUCAAUGGAGAUGGAUAAGGGCAAAAGCGCAGACGAGGAGGAGGAAGAAGAGGUAAUAUUUUACUCAUUUGUCAUCCUACACGCUCCAGAAGAUAGUGAAGUAGCAGAGAUCAUGAAGGAAAAACUAGAGACUGUCAUCGGUCAUAAGGGUGCAACUUUCUCAGAGGACUUUGCCAUACCUGGAAAGAGUACCCUAAAGUGCAUAGAGGAUGCUAUCAACAACUCGGCCUUUACUCUACUGCUGCUCACCCGCAACUUCAACACACGCAUGUUGGAGGUGAAGACCAACUCGGCCCUGAUCAACUCCAUUAACAAGCAACACAAACACAACACAGUCAUACCUUUGCUACCAAAGGACAACCGCAUGCCCAAACACAAACUGCCUAUCGUGUUGCAGACUUUGGUUCCCCUUGAGGAGAGCAAAUGCUUUGAGAACAAAAUAAAAAAGGUUUUGUCGUCAGCAAAAAUUAAUCACCAAAGAAGAAUUUGGUCUGCAGAGCAGAGAACACAGGGGCGUGAAGCAGCACAUAUGCUGAGAAAACUCGACAUUCUCCGGCAUUCAGGGGACAUUCCCAGUGAGGCAUCAGUCUGGCAGCAGCAUCCAAGCAUUCAUAUUGAAAAUGCUAAGUAUAUUAUGAUUGGUAAUGACUCGCAAAUGACUGUGGAUUACUGUGGAGUUGCAGAGAAAGACAAUUCAAUAGAUACAGAAGACAGGAAAUAAAAUCCCAAUUGGUAUGAAUUAUAUCAGAAAUCAAAUUAUUUUUAAACACUAAUAUACUUUUUUAAAGCUGUGCAUUAUCACCACGACAUCUUAGGUGAAUAUUCAGCUAUUUGCACAUGAAAAGCCAUCUUUUUUAUUCCAAAAAUAUUAAAUAAACUCAAUGAUUAGGUAACUACUGCUAUCUGCUGGUCAAUGUGUGAUUUACACGUCGUUUCUUCAUGUCCUGCAGGAACACAUUACAAGCACUGGGGGGAGGUAGCAGUUCCUAAAAGCUGCUGCAUGGUCAUCCAAUGUAAAAUUGUUUGCAAACUGUUAAUGAUUAUAAUAAACAUGUGCUACUCUUACAGUUAGAAGACUGUAGACUUUGUAUUAAUUUAUUUGGGCUCCAAUUUAGCAUUUAAGAAUAGGUCGUUCUAAAGGGAUGGAACAUGAACCAUGAAAAUGGUUGACGUGUAAAAACGUGUUUUAGUUAAAUGUACAAUAUAUAUUUAUGUACUGCGCUUCUUUUCUAAAAUCACGUGUUUUUUCUCUAGUUUGUGCAGUGCCAGUUUUGAAAGCUGCCUUUAGCACAUUUAACAGGUUUUCCUUUGUGUGUGUGUUCUUAUGUGCCAUCGGGAGUCUGUGUUCCCAUCUGGAGAACUAAUAUUGAAUAAUGAGUUUCCCAAAUACAAUUUGUGUGCCUCUUUGUGUG